Molecule: messenger RNA, 3622 nt
Organism: Ipomoea nil (Japanese morning glory)
Lineage: Eukaryota; Viridiplantae; Streptophyta; Magnoliopsida; Solanales; Convolvulaceae
Exons: 4
Coding region: 1228-3585 (785 amino acids)
Source: RefSeq, a predicted model, not a curated record
CACGUACUCCUCCCUCUAUACAUUGCUGCAUUGGGACUGAACUUUUAAACUUUUCUUCCUGGCAAAGAAUCUCCAGACUCCAGUUCUUCAUGCUCCUCUCCUCCCCAAGUUCAAAAAGCUCCAAUAUUUAAUACUUUCACGGGCACAUCCGCCCCCCGGUAGUUCUCUUUCUCUUUGUAUUUUCACACACACAGUGAGUGUGUUCUGUGUGUUGUUUCUGCGCCUGUGAUCCGACCUUUCCUCUUCAAAGCUCUCAUUUUUAUUUUGCUUUACAGCACUGCAAUCUCACAUAAAGACAAAGCACACCACUUGUUUAUCAACCACCCACGUUUCCUCAUUAGUUCUCUCAUUUCUUUUAUAACUGUUUCUAUUAAUUAUACUAAAAAAACAAAGUUCAAUGAAAGAUGAGCCGUGGGUUUUUGGUUCUUUAAAUUACUGAGAUAUUGUGGUGGUGGGUUGAGAACCCAAAAAAAGAGAGAGUCAAGAAUCAUAGGGUAGUGAGAUAUUCUUAUUUUCUAAGUUUUUUGGUGGAUCUGAGGUUUCUGUCUUUCUCAGCCUAAGACCAUUACUAAUGCAGGUGAGACUUGAAGUGCAACACUAAUGCUGCUACUACAAUGGGUCUUGAUCAGUUCCUUUUUUCAUGUGUUUAGGAAUUUUGAGAUUUCUGGUUUGAUGUUGUGGUUUUAAGGAUUCUGGUUUGGUUCCUUUUCUUUUUCUUUUUUGGUCCAAGGAUGAUAAAGGGAGCAUUGAAAACUCUGGCCUUUUUUGGCAGAGGAGCAAAAACAAUCAACUUAUUGAGAUAUAGUUAUUACCACUGUAAUAAAGAUUGGUUUUUUAAGCUUCUUAUGUAGAUCCAUUGGCUUUGGGUUUUACCAUUAUAUCUGACUCUCUAUUUUUCCUAAAUUGCUUUUGAGGAUUCCUAAGAAUAUUUGUGAGAAUUAAGAAUGUAGAUCAGUCCAUAGUUUCUGAAUUUUUCAAUAGGAGAGUGAAAGGUUGAUGUUGAUUUUGGGUUUAUAUAUUGUUUUUAAUUCUUUAUAGUUUCUGGGUUGAUAAAGCUUGUUUUUUUCUAAUUGGAUAUUAGAUUGUUGUUCUUUUUAGCCGGCAUUUAAUUCUUUAUGUUUUCUUUCAUAUGCUUGCUGUGAUUUAGAGCUGCAGAAGAGCUGUUGCUUGUCUGUCUGGAUCAAUACAUUCGACAGCCUAUUUGCGAUAUACUAAUCUAUGUAGAAUAUGCCUCAAGACAGUCUGAAGUCAUACAGAUCAUUUGUCAGAUGUGAUGAUCCCAGAGGUGUUGUUGAGUGUAAGACUAUUAGAAAAAACAAGACCGAACCCUCAAAGAUGGACGAUCGUGUUGUAAAACAAAGAGCACAAUCGAAGAAGGGAGGAAGGAAAGAAAUGGCGUGGAAAGGGUGUGCAGAAGAGUUAAGUUGUGUGUCGUCUGUGCAGCUCGAGGAGGUGUCUAAAGGAGCUGAGAAGCUAAACCGAGUGAUUGAGUUGUGGUCACGAGGGGUUAGCUUUGAGAGGCAGUCGAAAGAUAUUGCAAAGGACUUGUUGAAAGGGGCUCUUGAUUUGCAGGAGUCUCUAGUGAUGCUGGGGAAAUUGCAGGAAGCAUCACAGAUUGGGAGGGCGAAAUCUGAAAGAAUUGGAGGUCAGAGGUAUCAUGAGAUGGAGUUUGAGAAACCGAGGUUUUCUGUUGAUGGGGCGUCGGGGGAUUGCUAUGAGGAGCUGAGGGAGGUGAUAAGAGAGAGCUUUGCUAGACAGAAUUUGUUGCCACCAAGCUAUCCUGUCAAGAGAGUUUCUUUUGAAUGCAGAGAACUGGAAUUGUUAUCCCCAGAUCUCCCCUCCACUAGCUCAAGCCAAUCUUCAUUUCAAAAGGCUUGUUUUGACAGAAGAAAACUGGCUUUCACUCCUGAUCCUCUUUCUACUAGCUCAAGCCAAUCUUCCAUCUUUGCCAAUUCCCUGCCUUUUAAAGAGGAGAAGCCUAAAGGUCCAAACUUGAUUGCCAAACUUAUGGGUCUUGAAGAAAUUUCUUCAAAGCCUCUCCAAUCAACUUCCCAGAAACAGUUAGAGAAGGACAGGCUUUUCAACCAAAGGCGGCCUAUAUUCGAAAUUGAUCUGCCUUUGCCAAAGGCAAAGAAACCUCCUUUUGUCAUCCAGAAGGCGGAUCCCAAACGCAAAACUCUGGAAGAGAUCAUCGAAACCAUGCAACUCAAAGGGCUAUUGAAAAGCAAGCUUAUGGAUGGGUCAAAGCACCACACUGUUUCAGAUUUGGAAGAGAGGUUUGAUGAUGGUUCCCCGCCAAUCGUGAUUAUGAGGCCUUUUUAUGCUCCUGAACUUCAUGGAGAAAGGUUUUAUGGAAGUGCUCCCCGCUUCGAAUGUGCUUCUGUCACUGAAGAAAAGGUUAGGAGAAGCAGAAGAGAAGACUUUUUACCCAACUCUAGAAGCUGGACAGCAAAAAAUGGUCAAAUAGCAAAUUCCAUUCAGGAAAAAGGAGCUAAGGAACAUAGAAAAACACCCAAAUAUCCAAAUGAAAAUGGGACCAAGGUUCAUGCAAAACUGUCUUCUAUUAAGGCCAAGGCUUCUGAUCCUGGGAAGCCUAGGCAACAGAAGAAAGAAGCUACUGAUAAAAAGCUCGACAAGAUUCAGAAGGUGACUCCUAAUUUGAGGAAAACAGAAGGAAUGAAAAAUCCCAAAGUUAGGAAUGCAGCUAAAUCUUGUGACAUAGACAAGAACGCCUCUGCUAAACUCAGAAAAUCAGAUACACAGCAAAAAAAUAGCUCUUCAGAUCUUGCUUCAAAGCGUGCUGCAUCUCAUAACUCCAGAAAUAAGAAGAAUAUGAAAACAGACAAGCCAGUAAGGAAUUCCUCUAUAGCUAUUUGGGUGACAAAGCAGGUUGAAAAUAAGGGGGACAAGAAAGAGACUUACAAAACAGAAACCAAAGUUGAAGCAUCAGAGAAAGUUUAUUCCCCCGAAGCUUCUGUUGUUUAUGAGAAUCACAUCACUGAUGAUCAAAUCAGUGAUGAAACUCUUCCCUGUGACCCCAACGUGCUAACUGUCGAAUGUGACAUCAAUAUUGAAUCAAAAUCUUGCACGAGAAGUUUACUGCUAAGCAGUGCAUCGUUCCUGAGCCAAGCAGAAGAGCUUUUUGGUACUGAUGCAUGGCAGCCUGGAGCUGCAUCAUCCUUCAAACAUGAUUGCUCACAGAAUGGAACGGUGGAGACAAAACUGUUGCUCGAUUGUGCCUGCGAACUAUUGAGCAACAAGAAGGCGCAAUGCACACUGUCUUUCGAUCCAUUAUCGGUUAGAAGAUCUGGAGAUGGUGUCUCCCUUGACAUGCUGGUUUCUGAAAUCUGCGAGGUGAUUGAAGGUUUGAGGAGCUAUGAAGAUCCUGCUGGAGCCCUUGGUGUCGAUACACUUUGUUCGUUAACCAGAAAAGAUCAAUGGUGCAAGGGAGUGGUGAGUGGGACAUGGGAUUUGGGUUGGAGUAAAGGAUUCAGUUCAGAUGAAGUGGAGAAGAUAAUAGGUGAGAUAGAGAAGCAGGUGUUGUGUGGUAUGAUUGAGGAUACAGUAGCAGAUUUUGCUGUGUAAAUGUUACAUUAUUCUGGAUUUCAACUUCUAAUCUGUA